This is a messenger RNA of Purpureocillium takamizusanense, 1743 nucleotides long. RefSeq lists its product as uncharacterized. Bases 1 to 1743 code for a protein of 580 amino acids. Gene Ontology annotation, molecular function: transmembrane transporter activity. Gene Ontology annotation, cellular component: membrane. The transcript has 5 exons. Gene Ontology annotation, biological process: transmembrane transport. The record is from RefSeq and is a predicted model, not a curated record. NCBI's taxonomy places the organism in Eukaryota, Fungi, Ascomycota, Sordariomycetes, Hypocreales, Ophiocordycipitaceae.
AUGUCGAGACUCGUCACCACACUGUCAGGCGCGGGCAUGGCGCUCCGGAACCUGUUUUCGACGGGCGCGUCGUACCGACUGCUGCCCCAGGACGCUGCCCAGGAUGCUGAACAGGACGCUUCCCAGGCUGCCCAGGCUGCCCAGGACCCUGACGGGCCGCACCACACACCACACGACAUGCAGUGCGACAGACACGGCAGGCCUACGGACGGCGGGCACGACGGGCGAGACAGGCGCGAUGCGGCGGCGCUGAUGCUCAUCAGGCUGGGCCGCUCGCCGGACGAGCGCGUCACCGUGUCGGCGGCCGACGACGCGCGCAUCCUCCGGCGCAUCGACGUGGCGCUGCUGCCGCUCAUGCUGUCCGUCUACUUCCUCCAGGCGCUCGACAAGGCGACGCUGUCGUACGCGUCCAUCUUUGGCCUCAUCGACGACACGCACCUCGUGGGCGACCAGUUCUCGUGGCUCGGCAGCAUCGUGUCGGUGGCGCAGCUGGCCAUGCAGCUGCCCAUCGCGCUCGCCCUCGUCAAGCUGCCCAUCGGCAAGUUCACGAGCGCCAUGGUGCUGCUGUGGGGGCUCACGCUGGCGGGCAUGGCGUGGGCGCGCGACUUUGGCCAGCUCAUGGCCGCGCGCUUCCUGCUCGGCGCCUUCGAGGCGAGCGUCGGGCCGAGCUUCGUGGCCAUUACGCAGAUGUGGUGGAGGAGGAGGGAGCAGACGCUGCGGAUCGGCUCGUGGUACUGCAUGAACGGGCUUACCUGGGUCGUCGGCAGCCUCUUGACGUACGGGCUCGCGAGCAUCGAGUCGCACAUGCGGCCGUACCAGAUCAUCUUCCUCUUCUUCGGCGUCGUCACCGUCGCCGUCGCCGGGGCCAUGUUCCUGUGGAUGCCCGACUCGCCGACCGAGGCGCGGUUCCUCAGCGACGACGACAAGGUGCUCGCGAUCGAACGCCUGCGCGACAACCAGAUGGGCGUCAUGUCGCGGGAAUGGCGGCGCGCGCACUUUGUCGAGGCGCUGCGCGACGCCAAGACGUGGCUGUGGUUCGCCACCGUCUUUUGCAUCUCGGUGCCGUCCAACGGCAUCUCGACGUUUGGCCCGCUCAUCAUCCAGUCGUUUGUGUCGGACCCCUUCCGCACCAUGCUCUUCAACGUGCCCGUCGGCGUGUCGCACGUCGUCGCCGUCUCCGCGAGCGCGUACGUGGCCAUGAGGUGGAAGCGCAAGGGGCCCGUCAUCGCGCUGCUGUGCGUGCCGCCGAUGGUCGGGCUGGCCGUACUGCUGCGCUACCCCCACGACGCGGCGCACCGCGGCGUCCUGCUGGCGGGCUACUUUUGCCUGUCGACGUUUACCGGGAUCACGCCCCUGAUAUACUCGUGGUCGGCCCAGAACACGGCCGGCGACACCAAGCGCAAGACGACGUCGGCGCUCGUCUUCAUCGGCUCGUCGGCGGGCAACAUUGUCGGCCCGCUGCUCUUCACGCCCGACGAGGCGCCGGCGUACUCGCGCGGCAUCCGCGCCAACCUGGCCCUCUUCGCCGCCGUCGUGGCCCUGGUCGGCCUCACGUCGCUGCACCUGCGGCGGCUCAACCGCGCGCACGGCCGCCGGCGGGUGGCGCUGGGCAAGAGCGCCGACGUGGCGGACCCGAGCCUCGAGACGGCCGCGGACGCGGAGCGCAUGGGCGGGCCCAAGGGGGCCAAGGCGUUUGCGGACGCGACGGACCUGGAGAAUGAAGACUUUGUGUUUGUGUAUUGA